This is a messenger RNA of Hymenoscyphus albidus, 344 nucleotides long. NCBI's taxonomy places the organism in Eukaryota, Fungi, Ascomycota, Leotiomycetes, Helotiales, Helotiaceae. The record is from the annotation of a GenBank genome assembly.
AUGUCCGAAGGUAUUCUGGCUGCCGGCACAGCUGUGGGCCAACAAAAUCCUGCCCGAGAGUCGACUAAGAAUCUGGAGAGCGUAGGGCUGCGCGGAAAUCGCUAUCCAUCUCUCCUUGACGUCUUUCAUCACGGUAGAAAAGGAAAUUCUAGCUUCAUCCUGCAGAAUGGGCAUGAGACCUCCGAUACUCUUUGUCAGAUCAAUACGAAUGGCAGAUACAAGCUCGUCGACGUUCUCGCCGAGGUGAGUAUGCUUGCCAUAAAACAUGAAAUUAACAAGCUCUCUAAAGCUCAUGUCCUCCUCUGGAAGCUCGAUCACCUCCUUAAACAUAGACAUGGGUAUGA